ACCUUGGCACUGUUGGAAAGAGCAGCAGGAGGCGGCGGCAACAGCAGAGGACCUGCCUGGCAGAGGACCCACAGGUAGGACUGAGGAAUGCCUGGUUAAGGGCCAUCAGCUGGGGAACGGGGGCGAGUGGGGGGCUCUGCUCCCCUUGGCAAGGCCACUGGGAGUGCUGGGCGCUGGUGCCCUUGGCAGGGGCAGGCAUAUGAGAGUGAGAAGCAGCGCCAUGGGGCUGGGCUGCCUGUGGCAGGCAGGUGCCUCACGUGUUGCUGGAAGCCUGUGCAGGCCUUCUUGCCGGGGGACACGUCUGGGGGGGGGGAAGCAGCCUCGAAGGCAGACCCCCCCAUGUAUUCCCUCAGGCUUCUCUGCCCUGGUGGCUCCUCUUGCCUGCAGUGCUUGCGAGCCCACCACUGAGGGCUCCCUUUUGGGUUUCCUGUUCCAGGGCGUACCUAGGGAUUGGUUAGGUAUGGGGGCGAAAAAUCACACCUCCCCAUGCUGAAACGUGUCCUUGCCAAGGGUUCAAGGGAGCUUAGGUCCGCCUCUGCUCCUGUUUGCUCCCUGCCACCUUGCCACCAGCCGCUCUGCCUGCCCUUGGUGCCCACGCUGCUCCCUGGGCAUCUCUGGUGAAGGCUGGCAGGACCAGGAGCAAGGCGGCAGCAGUGGCAGCAGGAUGCCCUCUAGGCCCAUACCCUCUCUCUGUGUGCCAGUCAGAGGUGAGGCAUCAGGGGGGAGAGAAAAUGCCUCAGGAGGGCUCAAGGUGCUUCCCAGGUGCCGCAAGGAGGAGGAGGAGGAGGUCUUUGCUCCAGGUUCCUCCAGCGGCUCGUGGGCCUUUCCAGUGGUGGCCCCUUCCAAGCGACACGCCCUUUGCACCUUCAUGGUCUUUUUUCAGGCACCGGGUGAAGCCAGACCUGCUGGCCUCCUCAUCACAAGGGACACCUUUUCAGGCACCAUUGGCUCGUCAGGCAUUUAAUUUUAUCCAUGUGGAGUUUUCAUCUUCAUUUGUUAGGGGCAUUUUCACUUUUCUAAUAGGAAAGGCAAAGCCUUCUGAAGAAAUGCAACUUCUUGGCAAGUAGCUGAUAUGAAGAAAGGCUUUAAACUGAGGUUGGGUGUCCAUUUGUUCAGCUGUGAUUCCUGCUUUGCAGGGGGUUGGACCUUUGGGGUCCCUUCCAUGAAAGUGUCCCCCACAUUUGUGUGCCUGUGGUUUAUCCAGAGCCUCAUGAGGCCGGGGGUGGGGGAGCGGGGAGCAUCCAGAGCCCAGCUAUGGGGCUGCCAAGGCUCUUGGCUUUGUGGGCCCCACUAGCGUUUCCUGAAGGGGUCUUUGGGCAAGCCCCCAGCUUGCACCGGUCUGGAAAAUCUUGUGCUAACUCCCCAUUCCUUCACAGGAGCAGGAUAAGCUCUGAAAGGCAGGCUUAGAAGUGAGAUGCGUGGUCUAGAAAGGCAGCUGGCAGUGACUGGAAAGGGCAGGAUCAGGUCCAGAUGCAGGACAGAAAGGGGGGCUUCCUUACUUACCUCUUAGGUGGGGUGGGCAGGGGGCACAAGCCCCUGGGUCGUCUCUGCUAGAGCUCCCCCCCCCCCCAUUUCUGGCCUCUUUUCUCCUUUACAUCUGAAGCCCAUUUAAAUCACAUGGCAUUCCCCCCCAAGGAAUCCUUGGUUGUUCUUGGUGCUCUGUGGUGGGUAAACUACACUCCCAGGCUUAUUUGGGGGAAGCUCUGUGGUGCUUUAAUCUCAUGCUGCGGGUGUGUUUUUAAUUAUUAUUAUUAUUAUUAUUAUUAUUAUUAUUAUUAGUUACAUUUAUACGGUAUACCGCUCCUCAUCCGAAGAUCACAGAGCAGUUCACAACGCAAAAAUACAAAAUGUGAGCUUCACUUACAGAAGUGGUGACCAAAGGUGCUGCAAAUCACAAUCCCGAUGAGACCCCUGGGACCACCCAGCAUCCUCAUUUGUCCCGAGGCAAAUUCAGGCCGGACAGCAAGAGCCCAAAUUUAGGUUCUCCCCAGCUGCUCUGCAAGUCAGCCUAAAUUUGCCUAUGAAUUAGCAGGUGCAGGUUUGUGCUAUGGGUCUGUGCCCCUUGCCCUGCCCCUGUCUGCAGCCCUGAGAGUGCCCUCCCCGUCACAUGGGGGCAGCAGGGGGAACUACUUUUCCAGAUGGGGCACAGAGCACCCCCCUGGAGAAGAGCCAACUGAGUGACUGGCAUGCUUUUUGUUUCUUUAGAAAAAAGGAUGUUAAGGGGACAGUGAACAAGGGGAGACCAAAAAAUCAAGAAAACAGUUUAUGCUGUAACUAGAAAGUUGCAAACCAGUUUUAUCCAAAAUUUUGUUUUAAUCUUGUAUCACACGAGCAAUACAAAAAACACACAAUCUGGGUUUAGAAGCAGAGAAAGCGCCCUUCCGUGCAGCCCUGGUCAAGCAGUCGGGGGGCCGAGUACCACAGGCACACCUUUUUGGAUAAAGCCAGUGAGGUGGAGCUUCAGACUUAGAAUAAUGCUUUCCUUUACAAAUUCUUUAGAAAACCAAAGACCAGUUCCAAAGGAUGUAUGCUGAUAUAAGUUGUGGCACAUGUAUGUGAAUGUAGGCUUUCAGAAUGUAUUUUUUUGGGGGGGGGUCUCUGGGGAAAUACUUAAAAGGGGGGUGCUUCCAGAGGGGUACAUUCACGGUGCAAAAAGCUGCCCAUCCUGCUCAACCCAGGUGGGGUGGGGGGAGAGGGGAGUUUGACUCCAUCUCUGCAAACAGAGGUCCAGCGUUUAAAUCUGCAAAGGUUCUCUGGUUACCAGGCAGGCUGCCUUAAGCAAUUCUUGAGUGACAGGAGCGGUCCUGCAAAAUCCACCUUCAGUCAGGGAAGGUGAGCAGAUUUGGAUGGGUGGGGUGGGGUCUUCCAGAAGAGACUUUCGCUGUGCCUUUGCUCUCUAGAAUAAUAGAAUUGUAGAGUUGGAAGGGACCCCAAGGUCUUGCAAAACAAGCAGGUAUUUAGACUUUCCCCCUCCUACCUGAUCCCUGAAUGCUUAGGAAGGCGGAUGGCAAACAUCUGAAAAUGACAAGACUGCAGUUUCAGGAAAAAAAUGUGUUUUGAAAGUGAAUAUACUAGUAAAAGAAGAACCUGUCCCUAACUCCUGGCCAGCUCUAAACUGUUUCUGGGGCUCCCGGAGGAUGCUGUGGGAGGCAGGUAGGACACAGCAGCCCUUGAAAUUAUGCUCUGGCAAUGAUCUGGGCACCCGCCAGGAUGGGCCUUGGGCUGAGCCUCUGGCAGACUGAGAGGUCCCAGGGUGCUUUGCAGGUCAGCGGGGCUCUCCCUUGCGUGAAAGGGGCCCUGCUGCCUGCAGCAGGUGGGGAUCGUGUCCUGGGUGCUGCUGGUGCCCCUCAGGCCUUCCGCCAAGGCGUCUUUGGUCUUCCUGCCCUUGGAUGCACCGCUGCUCCAGCUCCCUCCCGGCCCCACUGCGGUCCCCUCCUUCCUCCCUCGCAUCUCCGGAGCUGCCUGGGUGGCCAGACUGGGUCAUCAUCUCCUGGUACCUCAUGUCCCCAACCAACUACCUUGUGCCAGAGGCUCCUUUGCGCCAAUCCACUCUUCAUAAACAGCAAUUCUCCACAUAAUUACAUUUGGAUUAGGCUGAAACCACAUAAUUGCAGAAUAAUUGCCUGCUGAAAGGUGUGACUUGCCAGCCUGUCGUGGCGCAAUGUUAAAGGCAGUUUUUAUCACUCCUCCUUCCGUGGGUCUCUAUGGAUGCUAUAAAGACACCUGGGGAAUUAGAGACCCCCCCCCCCAGCAAACAGAGUGUCUGGAGUGCCACUGCUGCAAAGGUGGGAUAUCGAGUGUGUUCAUCAGGCUCCUUCCUUGUGACCAUGUGCAUAGGGUCUACUCCUGAGGCUGCAGCUGUGCAGGACGCAGUGACUGGGCUGCUUGCGGGGCAAAUGACUUCCAGCAUUGCUGACCUUGUUUGUGGCUCUGGCUGCCAUUCUGCCUCUGGGCCAAGUUCAAGGCUUUGGAAUUAACAGCUCAGGCCCAAUGCAGCUCAGGACCAGCGAACUUGAAAGAGACCCUGAUGCCUGACGUGCCCCCUAGCCGGUCACCCUGACCUGCAGGAGAGCUCCUCCUUCAAACCCCCCCCAGAUCUCAACAGCCCCCUCCACAGUAACUCGGGGCAGGCCUUUUGGGGGGGUCACCCGUCUUCCAUGCACAGCAUCCCUCUGGGUCACAGCAGGGCGUCCAUGAUUGUCACUUCCCAUAAACAACUGGGGACAGAUUUGACUUGAAAAACUUUUCUAGCUGAGUGAAAAGGUCUCUCUGCCUUUGGUGCUGAUUCUGUGUUGUUUUGAAAUACAUCUUUAAUUGUUGCUUUUUUGUACUGUUUUCAUUUUCAGUGUUUUUUAUGGUGUGCCUGUAAAAAGGCCUUGAGACUCACGUGGAAGGCGACGCAUAGAUUAAUAAAUGAAUAACCACACAUGAACUUGUGGAGCCUGAGGCAGAGCUGGCCCAGGAACCGAGGGCACCUGGAGCGGAGCAAGCCCUCCUCUGCCCAAGGCAAGGGGCAAGAGGCUCUGGGCCCUGGAGAACUCCACCAAGGCCGCGGGGUUCAAUUAAAUAGCUCACCAUUUUCUUCCCUUUCAUGCUAUUCCAGGUCAGCUGCUUGAGACAGUCUGAGCUGCUCUCCCUUCCCUUUAGAGCAGGGGUCAGCAACCUUUUUCAGCAGAGGGCUGGUCCACUGUCCCUCAGACCUUGUGGGGGGGGCUGGAGUAUAUUUUUUGGGGGGGGAAUGAACGAAUUCCUAUGCCCCACAAAUAACCCUGAGAUGCAUUUUAAAUAAAAGGGCACAUUCUACUCAUGUAAAAACACGCUGAUCCUGGACCGUCCACGGGCCGGAUUCAGAAGGCAAUUGGGCCAGAUCUGGCCCCCGGGCCUUAGUUUGCCUACCCAUGCUUUAGAGCUAAAUUAGAGAAUUUACAAGUGCACACAUUUUGUUUUUGUUACUAAAUCAUGUAUAUUAUGCAAUAAGAAUUACAGUGCUGUCUAGUAUACUGGUCUGCGUGUUGCUUGUACUGUUUGUUGUGUUAAGUUUGCAACACAGGGGUUUGUUGUUCUGUAUUAGAGCUUACUCCAUCAGAAUGCAAUUAGCCUUCAGCAAAGGACCUCCAAUGCCUAAGAUUUCCUUCUCUGCCUUCAGCCUGCAUCCAGGGGGUGGAAGUGGGUGGGUGCAAACGGUGACAAGAGCAACUUCCAGGCCGUGUUCCCAUGAAAUAGCUCCAAGUGUGCUGGACUUUGAAGUGGCCAGACACGGAUCUGCUCGUGACUCCAGGCCCACAGCAGCCCAGGGACAGAGCUGCUGCUGCUGCAGGUCCAGUUCCCAAUGUCAGCCCCUCCAGGUGGGGCUGGGAACGUCCCUUGUCUGAAAGCCUUCGAGAGCCACAGCUGUCGUUGGGAGCAGGCAGCGCUGACAGGGGUGGGCCAAGGGUCUGGUUGGGCGUGACUCCCUAAGAAGGGACCAGGGCAGGGGAUGGGAGUCUCUAUAAAGGAGGGUCAGAUUGGGCAGUGCUGGGUUUGCCCCCCUCCCUGCCAAGUCCUGCCGUGUGCGCAGGCUCUGCUGGGUGUGGUGGGGACCAGUUUCUGUGUGUGUGUUGCCAUGAGACGCUGCAGCUGUGCAAACAAGGCGGUGUUGGUGUUGCACGUGUGAUGUGUGACUGUGGUUGCUGUCAUGUGUGUGGACAAGCCCAGGGAGCUGUGCCAAGCCUGGCACUGCCCAGCCCACGUCUAAGGCCAGACCUGGGUCCAAACAGGCAACAGCCAAUUCAGGAGGAGGAGGAGUGCCCCCUCGUUGGCCGACCAGGAAAUCUCCCCCUUCUUCAGAAAGGCAGGUGAUGCAAUUUCCAGGCAAGACAACGCCCUUUAAUUUGCAGGGAGCAGAACCUUCUCCCAACCGGCCCAGUAGCUUUUAUCACUGGGAAUCUGGGGUGUCAACGCUACGCAGAUCCCAAGCCUCCUGAACCAACAAGCAUUUGCAGGUGCUUCCCAGGGAAGAGGCUUCUUCCAGGCCCAGCAGGAGCCUCCGCCUGCCUCCUUCCCCUGCCAGGGCUGGGAGCAGAAGGCUCUCACCCCCCCCACCCCCUGCAAAGGGUCCUGUGCAUCGAAUAGCUGCAGAAGCACCUGUCAUUGGCCCGAGGAGGAACCUUUUCCUGGCAUGUGGAUGCUGUGAGGGGGAAGCUUCACCUGGGACCUUCUGCAUGCAAAGCAGCUGCACUGGGAAUUAGCUAUGAUGGCCUCUUCCCAUUUGUUACAUUAGAGUCCUGCAAGAUUGCUGCUUGCUGGCUGUGACGGUGGGUUCACCUUGAAGCUGGGCAGGAUCACUUUGGGAAAAGGAAAAGGAAAAGCUCCAAAUGGUAGAAACAUAGAACUGUAGACCUGGAAGGAACCCCAAGGGUCAUCUAGCCCAAAACAGGAAGGAGAAACUGACCUUUUUGUGUUAUUGGCCCAGUCCUGUGGAACUCCCUGCCACUAGAUAUUCAGCAGGCACCUUCUGUGCCAAUUUUUAAAUGCCUGCUGAAUACUUUCAUAUCCUGCCAGGCCUAUACAGGCAGUUAAGAAUACAUCCUCCACAAUCAUUUUCUGAUGCCUGAUUUUAAUUUAUUUUUGUUUUUAAGUUUUUAAAACCUUUAUUGUCUGUUUUUACAUUGUUGUAAACCACCAUGGUAUUUAUUUAUGAUACAGUGGUAUAUACGUAUUUUUUAAAAUAAAAAAAUGACCAAGCUAAAUAAUCUCUGGCUAUCCAACCUCUGCUUCAAAACCUCCAUUGCAGGAGAGUCCACCGCCUCCCAAGGUGGCCUGUUCUACUGUCAAACAGAAAGUUCUUCCUAAUGUUUAGUCAAAAUCUCCUUCCUUGUUAUUUGAAUCCAUUGGUUCAGGUCCUCCCCUCUGGAGCAGCAUAAGACAAGCUUGCUCUGUCUUCCAUGGGGCAGCCCUUGAGAUAUUUGAAAAUGGCUGUCCUAUCACCUCUCAGUCGCCUCUUCUCCAGGCUAAAUAUAUGCAACUCCAUUAGCCAUUUCUCAUGAAUAAGGCUUUCUUUCUUCAGCAUCUUGCUUGUCCUCCUCUGCACAUGUUCCAGCUUGUCAAUAUCCUCCUUAAACUGGGGUGCCCAGUUAAACUGGACACAGCAUUCUGGGUGGGGUCUCACCAAGGCAGAAUAUAACUUUUGAUCAGGACACUCAACUUAGGUUGAUACAGUCUAGUUAGUAUAACAUUAGCUUUUUUUGCUGUUUUGAAAAAACAACAACUGCUUCAUGACUCCUUAAUGGCUCAGAAUGACUCCUUAAUGGGAGCUAAUUGUUAGAAGAUGCUUACUUGAUAAAGAAAUCUCUCUGGAAUGUUCUGGGUAGAGAAACCCAAACACGGUUUGAUCAAUGAGUCCCUAAGUGACCGUGGAGGCCAAUUCUGGAUCCACACGUCCUUCCACAGUGGGGACAUAGGUCUCCGGGCAGGAGAUGUCAGUUUUACAAAUGGGCUCAGGCAGUGUCAGUAGAGGAACUUGAGUUUUGGAGUACUGCUUCUGUGUUUGGCGAUUCUACCUUCUCAAGAACAAGAGCAAGUUGUUGGCUUCUGCAAAGUAGAUCACAUUUGAUUCCUUGCACAGGGACUGGGUUCUGCCGUGUCUGUUCUCCAACAGGACUGAGGGCUCAUCCACUCUUAGCUUUGCUCCACAUUGUAGGCACCAGUCCAGGCUUUCCAGGUUUGUGUCUGAGCACUUUCCCCCUUCUGUUUUUUUGCCCUGGCACUUUCUCCACAAAACCCCACUCUUGACCACUGAAUCUGGGCAGCCACCUGCAGAAAACCCAAAUUGCCCUUGGUUUCAAUUCAGCUUUAAAGAGUGUGUUUUCCUGGGCGAAGCACCUGGUGGUAGGUUAGGGGUGGAAGUGCCUGGACACAAGCUGGGAAACAGCGGGGCAAAAAAUAAGUGUGUAGGACGAGCCCUGAUGCUAAAAGCUCUCUCUUUGCUCUUCUGGAUCUAAAUGGCAGUUUUCACACUGAAUUGCACUGAUUCUUUAAAAAAUGCUUUUAACCUCUCUUAGCUUGUAAAUAUGAAGUGGCAAUUUCCCCCAGGAAUUAAAUUCUGACCAAGGGUUGGAAAAGGGUGUUCUGUCUUCCCAUUAGUGGUUCUGCUGGACCAUAUCUAGUUACUAUCAACGGAGUUGACCUGUAGCUUACAAGAGCAAAUAGGUGGGACGGCCUGUCUCAAUACUUUCUUGGCAGUCUGUCUGCUCUCUCUGCCUCAUUAUUUCAUUGAGGGUAAUUUGAGCUGGUGGCAAUGUGGCAAAAGUUGCAAGAUGCCAGAAAUGACUGGAAUUCUGCUACUGUAAAUGGGUUUGCGUUGUGGGUCAUGUUGAUCAGGCGUGCCAAAGCAAACAGACAUAUUCUUCAGUGCUCAGGCAAGGGAAGUAGCUCAAUAGACCUUGAAAAGCAGGACCUGAGAACCAAGCCAGGUCAGCCUUACAGUUCAGCUGCUCACCUUUCCUUUUUUUUUUUUAUAAAUAUUUAUUAAAGUUUUCACAAUAUUACAUGAAAAAAGAAAAAAUACAAAAAAAACACAAUUAAAAACAAUUCCAUCUUUUCGUCACUUAUCUUUCAUUUACUUGUUUCCCGGACCUCCUCAUGCCUCCCUUUUUUGUAUUCCAGUUCAAUUUAUUAGUUCAGCAAUUCCUUUCCCUCCUUAUUUUAUCCUGAUCUUUAAUCUUAAUAUAUUAUAGCAUUAAAUUUUUACCUAUUAAAAAUCCAAUUUUUCCAUAUUCUUUUAUACCAUUACAGCUAGAAACCACUUAACUUCAAUCCAACAUCAUUCUAACAUUCAUUAAUUUUGCAAUAUUUCUGUAAAUAGUCUUUAAAUUUCUUCCAAUCUUCUUCCACCGAUUCUUCUCCCUGGUCUCGGAUUCUGCCAGUCAUUUCCGCCAAUUCCAUGUAGUCCAUCAUUUUCAUCUGCCAUUCUUCCAGUGUGGGUAGGUCUUGUGUCUUCCAAUACUUUGCAAUAAGUAUUCUUGCUGCUGUUGUAGCAUACAUAAAGAAAGUUCUGUCCUUCUUUAACACCGAUUGGCCGACUAUGCCCAGGAGAAAGGCCUCUGGUUUCUUCAAGAAGGUAUAUUUAAAUACCUUUUUUAAUUCAUUAUAAAUCAUCUCCCAGAAAACCUUAAUCCUUGGGCACGUCCACCAAAGGUGAAAGAAUGUACCUUCAGUUUCUUUACAUUUCCAACAUUUAUUAUCAGGCACAUGAUAGAUUUUUGCAAGCUUGACUGGGGUUAUGUACCACCUGUAUAUCAUUUUCAUAAUAUUCUCUCUUAAGGCAUUGCAUGCCGUAAACUUCAUACCUGUGGUCCAUAACUGUUCCCAGUCAGCCAUCAUUAUGUUAUGUCCAACGUCUUGUGCCCAUUUAAUCAUAGCAGAUUUCACCGUUUCAUCCUGAGUAUUCCAUUUCAACAGCAAGUUAUACAUCUUUGACAAAAUCUUGGUUUUGGGUUCUAACAAUUCUGUUUCUAAUUUUGAUUUUUCCACCUGGAAGCCGAUUUUCUUGUCCAAAUUGUAUGCCUCCAUUAUCUGAUAAUAAUGAAGCCAGUCUCGCACUUUGUUUUUUAGUUUUUCAAAACUCUGUAAUUUCAAUCUAUCUCCAUCUUGUUCCAAAACUUCCCAAUAUUUCGGCCAUUUGACCUCCAUAUUGAGCUUUUUCUGUGCUUUUGCUGCUCACCUUUCCUAAGGUCUAUCAUGUGAUUAAAGGAUCCUUCCAUUGUGCUGAUCCAGUUCUUCUGGAUCAGAAGUCACAGCAUGAGAUUUUGUUCUUUCUGCCCCUUCCAGAACUUGGCCAUCACACUGUCCACUUGGAUCACUUACAGCAGCCCAUGGUUAGACCUUGACAUCCUUGGUGGAUGGAUGAGUUCUGGUCUAGAUAAGUUCUAGGAUCUCUUUCCUCAUUUUUUGUGCUGCAACAAUGCACUUCCCUUUUGUGAUUAGGCCUUCUGGUUCACUCAGUCAUCCACAGUCUGCAAAGUUCUUCCGACUCACCUCUGAAGAAUUGCAAGAGUCUUUAGGCCAUCCUGAUCCAACAUAGCACAAGACUUCUUGAAGUUCUGGAUUUCCAUGAAUGGCAUUUGGGGUUGGAGUUUUGCAAAUCCUGGCCACCAUUCCAAGAAGCUUCCUCGCUGCUUUCACUCAUCUGAUGGGGCGUGGCUUUGUACAGAGUUGCGUUAUGGCAUCUCCCAAGAGCUCUACGUUGUGUUGAUGAAAAGUGCAUUUCUCUUUGUUCAGCUUGUGGCUGGAUUCAUGGAAGCAGCAGCAGCAGCAGCAGCUGGGAUCAUACAGAUCAACCUCCAGCCACCGUGAUUAAGGGGUGGGGGAGCUGCACGUGGUGCGUUGGUUGGGGUCCUGUGGAACUGCCCAGUGUCUGCUUUCAACUGGAUCACAGAACCACAGACUGGUAGAGUCUAGUGUCUGGUGUCGGCCGUCUUUGCUCCCUGGGUGGUCAUUGGUGGUAAAAGGAAGACCCUGCUCUGGCCAGGACAGUGUUUAACCCUGACACAUUCUGCCAUUCCCAGCCUCAGAGGCUCAUUUCAGGACCCAUUAGGAGCACAUCAUCAAUUAAGUGAAUUAUACAUUACCUUUACGGUUCACAAGUGAUGAGAUAACACCCGCAUUUUAAAGCAUGCAAUUAGUCUUCAUCUGUCUCCACCCAAUAUUAACAGCAUGUGUUUCAGCUGAAUUACAGGUUUCUGUCCCUUACCUCCACAUUCCCAUCCUUUUCAGGAUUGUGGCUGUGUACACAUCACACAUUUAAAGUACAUUUCCACCCCUAAAAAUACUGGGAAUUGUUGCUUACCCCAGAGCUGUAAUUCCUAGCACCCUUAACAAAUGACAGUUCCUAGCCAUUAUUAUUAUUAUUUUACAACCAAACAUAGUUAUUUAAAAGUUCAACACACCAGAAGCAUAGGCUGAUUUCAUUUUUCUUCCCUCAGAAUUUCCAGAGAGAUGUGAGAGGCAGCUGUUUCUAAACUAUGCUGUGCUGAACAGUGAAAUGUUAAGGGACUUGCUCUGCGCAUGGCUGUGUUAAAGACGCUCCGUGCAAAACUCUCUCCCCUCUAACUUGAAAAAGGCAUGAGCCUAUUCUGGGAGUGGAGGGAGCACGUGCAAAUAUUUGAGGUGUGUGAGUGGUGCCUCAGCCCCCUUUUGCAGUGGAGUUACAGCUGGACAGGAAAUCUUCAGUUCUGCAUUUCCUUUAAGUUCUGACUUGGUGCCUUUGCUCUGGUCUGAGGGGGCUGGCUGCAAUCCUGCCUUGCCCAGGGCAGCUCAGGCCAUCCUCAGCCCCUUGGGGCAAUCCCAGCAAAGCCCACUGCUGGCCACACUGGGUGAACUUUCUUCGUAUUAGAAGUAUUUGUUACCAUGAUUUCUGUGCUGCCUUUCAGGGUCAAAACCCUCCCAAAGUGGCUUACAUGCAAAAUGCAAAUAAAGCCAAUCAAUAAAGGUUAAUGAUUGGAGGGUUCUGAACUUGCUUAACACCCCGGAGGGAGGGGGGGAGUGAGCCGUGCCCCCACCUGGCUGGGAGGAAGCAAGGGGUCUGGCUCUCUUGUUCUUCCUGUGAUGCCUCUUGCCAGAGGUGCAGGAAGGAGCUGCUUAGAAGUCAAAUCAUCUGCCUGCACACCAGAUCCCUUUGAAGCACUUUCGGAGCACAUUUUCCCCUCAAAGCAUCCUGGGCUCUGCAGUUUGCCCCUCACAGAUUUACGAUUCACAGCCACGCUCUUUGAAGGCCACAGCCCAUCCACAGCCAAGGCUGCUAUUUGUGGGGAGGAACUGUGGGCACAACAUCUGUUUCAUGCAUUUUUAAAAUGAGGCUGCAUUUUAAAUUGCAUUUUAACCUGUAUUUUAAAUUGGUUUUUUCCUUUUCUUUUCCCUAUUAUGUUUUUACUGUGAUUUUAUUGGUGUUAGCCGCCCUGAGCCCAGCUCUGGCCGGGGAAGGUGAGGUAUAAAUAAAAUUAUUAUUAUUAUUAUUAUUAUUAUUAUUAUUAUUAUAGUGCUCUGGUCCAUGGGGUCACGAAGAGUCGGACACGACUAAACGACUAAACAACUAAACAACAAAAUUAUUAUUAUUAUUUCAUUUAUAGUUGCUAAUGUUAUUUAUAUAGAGGCUUUAUUGCACUUGUAUCCGAUUCUCAUUUGCAGCGUUUGAAAUUUCACAAAUUAUUUAAGGUAGGUUGUAGACCACUUCGAGGUACCUUUGAGAUUGUGAAGUGGCAUGGAAAUCAUAGAUUCAUAGAAUCAUAAAACUGUAGAGUUUAAGGCACCCCCAGUGGUCAUCUAGUCCAACCUCCUGCAAUGCAGGAACCGCAGCUCAAGAAUCUGCUGCUGGAGAUGUCUGGAGCCCAGGGGUGCUCCGGGGUCCCACUGUGGAAUAGGUAAAGGUACCCCUGCCCGUACGGGCCAGUCUUGACAGACUCUAGGGUUGUGCGCUCAUCUCACUCUAUAGGCCGGGAGCCAGCGCUGUCCACAGACACUUCCGGGUCACGUGGCCAGCGUGACAAGCUGCAUCUGGCGAGCCAGCGCAGCACACGGAACGCCGUUUACCUUCCCGCUGGUAAGCGGUCCCUAUUUAUCUACUUGCACCCGAGGGUGCUUUCGAACUGCUAGGUUGGCAGGCGCUGGGACCGAACGACGGGAGCGCACCCCGCUGCGGGGAUUCGAACCGCCGACCAUGCGAUCAGCAAGUCCUAGGCACUGAGGUUUUACCCACAGCACCACCCGCUGUGGGUGGAAUAGUGAGCUGGAAUAGUGAGCUGCAAAUGGCUGUUGACAGGGUGGCUCCCAAGUCCCUGCAGAGCCCAGGCAGCUCUCUGGUGCACUCAAGAACUGAGGGGGCAAGGAAGCAAGCAGGAGGGGGGCCAAGCCAUGGCAAACAGUCACAUUCUCAAGGCCAUUUGCAUACCUGAGAAGGAGUGCAUCUCAAGGCAUUCUUUCCUUUCCUUUAAGACCAAAACCGUUUCAUUCUGAAAAGCCCACCCUGGAGCCAGGCAGCAGCUGGCUGCAGCUGCCCCCCUGCCAUGCUCAGUCCCUGAGAGGGAGGGGCACUUCUGGAGAAACCAAGAUGGCAGCAGGCCUGGGGGGGGGGAGCUGGCUGAGUCCGCUGCUGUGGAGCUGGCUUCUUAAGGAAAGAAAAAGGGAUGCUGUGACAACGGGCAUCAGCCCUAACGUGCCCACGCUGGGCACUGAUGCUCUGCCAGGCGGCCACUGUCACCUACUGCCUGCCCCUAGUGGGUGUUUCCUCCCCACCCCUAGGUUAUGGGGCCCCAGGCUUGGACUAUGAAGUCUAGCCCUGAGGGCACCACAUCCUAAAUACCCCCCCCAUUUACAGGGGCCUUCCCCCGCCAUGCCUUCCACUGCAGCUGCCCCCCAAGAGCAUUUUGCUGUGGAGGCAGGGAGGGGGAGGGCCCCCCUUGCACCUCUCUAACCACUAGGCUUCAGGACCUCUAAAGCCACCAGCUUCAGCAGCAAUUGCUUAAGUUUUACACAUUAUUUCUGCUUUUUGUAAAACGCACAGGCAAGCUGGCCCUGCGCAGGAGUCCUGAGAUCAAGACCGGCGAGCCUCUCGCUUGGCUAGGCUCUGGCUGCCCUCAAGGCCUGGCCUGCCACCAGUUUCUCUCUUUUUUCCAUGACGUUGGGCUGCUCCCUGGGCUAGUGUGGGUCGCACCCGUGGCGGCCGGCAGUCUCAGAGGCAGCAGCCGGGUGCUGGGUCCCCCCUUCUCUGCCUGCCCCCCUCCCUGACCCCUCCUGCAUUCCAGGCUCUGUGCAAGCAAGCGCAGAUGGGGAUUAUCUGCCACCAAGAGGAACAGGGCUGGGCUGGGGAGGGGAGAGGCAAGUGGGUCGCCUGGGCUUGUCUCCCUCCUUUGUUGCUCAACCUUGGCAAAUGCUCAGAAUGUAAGAGGAGCAGGGAAGCUGAAAGAGGCUGGGGCUGGGCUCAGGAGGAUGCCAAACCUGUCUGAGCUUCCUUCACCACUCUGCUCCUUCCCACCCCAGCGCAGGCUGAGAGGGGACAGAGAUCUCAUGAAGCAACAGGGGGUGAGAUAAUACGCUGUGGCUGAUCAUUAUUCUGCUUGGCCUUGACAAGGGCUCCGUUCCAGCUUUAUUUGAGGGCAGGUUUCUGGUGCAGUGACUCCGUGUACCCAAGGAAGAUCUCACCUGUCAAACCCUCCAGAGGGGCUGGCCCAGCCCAAAGCGCAGAGGGCCUCCCCAGGCCAGCUUCCUAUUACCGGACUGUGUGGGUUCUGCACACACCACAUGGGCCCCUCCUGCAAUUUCUGCCUUUUUAUUCCUGCUUUCUCUUUUAUUACCAGGGUUUUGGUUUUCACGCCAAGCUUUUGCUUGUGGUGUGUUGUAACAUUGCUCCAUUAUCGCUCGUAAUUGCUGGGAGUGUCCUUACAACCGGAAAAGCAGACGUGCGCAGUUGUGAGGAACCACUUUUAAAAUCUGUUUCUUUCUCUCCUCAAUUAUCAGGGAGUAUUUUGGAAGUUUCCCCUUGUGUCUCCCCCGUGGGAAUGUGCGUGAAGGUAGAAGGUGCAUUCCAAGGACACCUUGCAGGUGCCAUUCAGGUUGAAUCAAGAGUGGAGUUCCAUGCCAGCAAUCCUUAGGAAAGGAAUUGAAACUAAAACUGCCAGUCUCAUAAUGCCAUUAUACAAGUCCAUGAGGCAACCACAUUUGGAGUACUGUGUGCAGGUCUGGUCACUGCAUCAUGAAAAGGAUAUUGUAGAGUUGGAAAAGGUUCUGAAAAGGGUUCCUCUGUGAAGAAGGUUUGCAGCAUUGAGGACUUACUAGUUUAGAGAAAAGAAGUUUAGAGCAAGAAGUGGCACAACAGAAGUUUAUAAGAGGAUGCCUAGCAGGGGGAAAGUGAAAGAGAAAAGGUUUCUGCUCCUUUCUGCUCUUCAUGACUACUGACUGUUUCCUUUCUUUCCUCUCCUUGCAGAGACCCACUUGCCACCCGCAAAGGGAGCAGAAGAGUCGCCUGCUUGCGCCAGGAGCGGGAGACUCGGAACAACUGCACAAACAGCAUGGAGGCAAGGGGUCCAGGGACCCGGGGGCAAGCAGGGUCAGCAGCCAUGCCAGGGGGCUACAUCUCCCCCAGCAGCACCUCAGCAGCACCCAAGGCAGACACACACAUCAAGAGCAUUGCCGGAGUCUACGUGGAGGCUGCUUCUGGCAAGACGAUGAGCCUUAAUGAAGCUGUCCAGCAUCAUUUGCUGCAGCCUGACGUUGCAUCAGCUCUCUUGGAGGCCCAGGCAGCCACCGGCGGCAUCGUUGACCUUGCGGGAAAGCGGCUGGUCUCUGUGGCGGAGGCCCUGGAGAUGGGACUGGCAGGGCUGGAGAUGAAGGAGAAGCUGCUCUGCGCAGAGCGAGCAGCAAAGGGCUUCACAGACCCUUACACAGAGGAGAAGAUCUCCCUCUACCAAGCCUUGCAGAAAGAGCUCCUUGGAAAGGAACAGGGCCUGUAUCUGCUGGAUGCCCAGUUAGCCACUGGGGGCACCAUUGAGCCAGCCACUGGUCACCGCAUCCCUCCGCAAGAGGCUUAUGAGAAGGGCUACCUUGAUGAGAAACUAAGCAACUUCCUCUCUGACCCUGAGAACGAGGAGGCCAAGGGCUUCGUAGACCCAAACAACAACCAGAAGGUCACCUACACGGAGCUGAUGAGAAGGUGCAUUUGUGACCACACCAGAGGCCUGCUCUUGCUGCCACUGAAAAUCUCCUUUCCUGGGCUGAGAGGGUCUGUGUGCAGCCAUGAGCUCCUGGAUUCUGGAAUCAUUGACUCAGCCAUGUUCAAAGCCCUCCAUGACGGGGAGCUCACGGCGCAGGAAGUGGCGGAGAUGGACUCUGUUCAGGGGUACCUCUCUGGGACAAAGAGCAUUGCCGGUGUGGCGCUGCUGCACACCAAUGAAUGCAAGAGUCUGUACCAGGCUUUAGGGGAGCACCUCCUAGUGCCAGGCACAGCUGUGAUUCUCCUGCAGGCUCAGGCUGCCACAGGAUGCUUGAUAGACCCUGUAAGAAACGAGAAGUUCACGGCCGAUGCUGCCAUCCGCGCAGGAGUUGUUGGGCCAGAGCUCCAUGAGAAACUGUCUUCAGCAGAGAAAGCAGUCACAGGGUACAAAGACCCCUUCACUGGCGAGACGGUCUCUCUGUUUCAAGCCAUGAAGAAGGGCCUUGUGCCCAGGGACCCUGGCAUUUUCCUGCUGGAUGCCCAGUUUGCCACUGGAGGCAUCGUCGACCCCCACACGCAUCACCGGCUUCCUGUGGAGAUGGCCUGUCAGCGGGGCCACUUAGACAAGGACACAGAGAGCCUCCUCUGCAAUCCCACAGAUGAGAUCCGUGGGUUCUUUGAGCCCAACUCCAAGGAGAAAUUGUCCUAUGCAGAACUGCUCUUGAGAUGCGUCACAGAUCCAGACACGGGUCUCUGCCUCUUGCCUCUCACAGGAGGCCAUGGAAGGGAGCACUCCUUCAUUAACCACAACACAAAGUCUGCUCUGGAGAACAUGGCUGUGUCUGUGUCCUGUGGGAAAUUCAAGGGGAAGCAGGUUUCACUCUGGAAGCUCCUCUUCUCAGACUACUUUACAGGAGAGCAGAGGACCGACCUCAUCCAGCAGUACCGCUCUAGGCGCCUUUCCGCUCGGCAACUGGCUGACAAAGUCUCUCACACCAUCCAGCAAGCCGUUGCCAACUCCAGAGUCACCUUCGAGGGCUUGAGGGACAAGGUGACGCCCGCCCAGCUUCUGAGCUCAGACAUCAUCAACAAGAAUUUGUUUGAGAAGCUGACCCAAGGGGAGACCUUGGCCAAAGAUGUUGUCAGCAUGGGCACGGUGAAGAAGUAUCUGGAAGGGACGGGCAGCAUCAGUGGGCUGCUCCUGCCCGACUCCCAGGAGAAGAUCAGCAUCUACCAAGCAAAGAGGAAAGGCUUCCUGCGGCCAGGGACCUCCCUCAUCCUCCUGGAGGCUCAGGCUGCCACAGGCUACAUCAUUGACCCUGCAGCCAACAAGAAAUACUCUGUGGACGAGGCCCUGAAGGCCAACGUAAUUGGCCCAGAUGUUUACGACAAGCUCCUGACUGCCGAGAAAGCUGUCACUGGCUACAGGGAUCCUUACACAGGAGAAAAGAUCUCCCUCUUCCAGGCUAUGAUGAAGGAUCUGAUCAUCAGGGACCAUGCCAUCCGCCUGCUGGAAGCACAGAUAGCGACGGGGGGCAUCAUCGACCCCAUCAACAGCCACCGCCUGCCUGUGGAAGUUGCCUACAAACGGGGCUACUUUGACAAAAAGAUGAACCUGAUUCUCUCGGACCCCAGUGAUGACACCAAGGGCUUCUUUGACCCAAACACCCAUGAGAACCUGACUUACCUGCAGCUGAAGGAGAAGUGCAUCACAGAGCCCUCAACCUCCCUCUGCCUCCUGCCGCUGAACAGCAAGAAGCCGCGGUUCAUUGACGACACCACCAAGCAAGCGUUCAGGGGCUCCUCGGUCUUUGUGAAAUACGGGCGCUUCCAAGGGCAACGGGUCUCCCUGUGGGAUUUGCUGAACUCCGAGUACUUCAGCGAGGGCAAGAGGAGGGAAAUAUUCAACCAUUAUUGCCUGCAGAAGGUCACCCUGGAGAAAAUCCGGCUCAUGUUGGAGGAGGAGAUGAAGAAAUGGGCCUGCAUCCAGUUCCCAGCCAUAAGGGGCCGCGUCACUGCCUACCACCUGAUGGAGAUGGGCAUAAUCGACAGGACCCUCUUUGAAAGGUUGCUGGAGGGAGCUGUGAGCCCAGAGGAGGUUCUGCGCAUGGGCUCUGUCCGGAAAUACCUCUAUGGCACUGGAAGCAUCGGGGGCAUCGUGUUGCAGCCCUCCAACGAACGAGUGAGUCUCUACGAAGCCAUGAAGAGGAACAUUGUGGUGCCCGGGGUAGCCGUGCCCUUGCUUGAGGCACAGGCAGCCACUGGCUUCAUCGUUGACCCAGUGAAGAAUAAAAAACUCGGCCUGGAUGAGGCUGUGAAGGAAGGCCUUGUUGGCCCCGAGCUCUAUGAGAAACUCCAACGGGCAGAAGAGGCUGUCACUGGCUACAAGGAUCCUUUCACAGGCAAGAAGAUCUCCCUCUUCCAAGCCAUGAAGAAGGGCCUUGUGGCUGACAAACAAGCCAGGCAGCUGAUGGAUGCCCAGCUGUCAACGGGGGGUGUCAUUGAUCCGCACUGUGGACAUUAUGUCCCAGUAGAAUUUGCCCAGAAAAAAGGUUACUUGGAUGAGGACUUCAGCAAAACACUUUCCAACCCAAGCAGUGGUGCCAAAACUUUCAGCACUCUGGACAGAAAGGAGAUGGUGACCUACAGCCAGCUGAUGGAUCAGUGUCAGAAGGAUGAAGCCUCUGGCGUCCACCUGCUACCUCUGCCGCAAGCAGCUUCUCCUGCCACCACAGAUGAGCAGAUCAAGCAGCUCUUCAGGGAGACCUAUGUGCAGGGCAAAAGGGUCUCCCUCUGGGAGCUCCUGAACUCUGGCUACUUCACGGAGGAGCAGAGAAGAGACUUCCUGGAGAAGUAUAGGUCUGAGGCAAUAUCCCUACAGCAGCUGGUCACCCUUGUCCAGGAACUCAUCAAGGAAAUGGAACUGAAGGCUCAAAGCCAGGUCACUUUCCAAGGCCUGAGAGGUGCAGUUCCCGCAGUCUGGCUUCUGGAUACUGGCAUCAUUUCGGAAAAGAUAUUCAGAGAGCUGGCUCAGGGCAGGAGGACAGCCAGAGAAGUGUCUGAGAUGGACAGCGUGAAGAAAUACUUGCAGGGCACUGGGAGCAUCGCUGGGGUCUUCAUUCAGGCCUCCAACGAGAAAAUGAGCAUUUACCAAGCUAUGCAGAAGAGCCUUCUUCUCCCAGGCACAGGGGCAAGGCUUCUGGAAGCCCAGGCAGCGACAGGAUCCAUCAUGGACCCCGUGACCAGCCAGAGGCUUGGAGCAGAAGAGGCCAUCAAAGCUGGCAUUGUGGGUGAAGAACUUGUGGAGCAGCUACUGCAGGCUGAGAGGGCCCUGACAGGCUAUCCUGACCCCUACUCAGGGAAGCCCAUCUCGGUGUAUCAGGCAAUCCGGAAGGAGCUGAUCUCCACCACGGCUGGCAUCCCCUUGCUUGAGGCACAGCUGGCCACUGGAGGGGUCAUCGAUCCCAUCCACCACCUCCACCUUCCUCUCCAAGCAGCCUACAAGCACAACUUCUACGAUGAGGAAAUGCACAAGACCCUUUCUCAGCAGAGUGACGACACCUGCGUCUUCUUUGACCCCAACACACAGGAAAGCCUGACCUACCAGCAGCUGAAGGAGAGGUGCGUCCGGGAUGCCGAGACAGGACACUUGCUGCUUCCUCUCUCGGAAGAGGCCAUUUUCUAUGCGGAUCAGCAGACCAUGGAAGUGCUGAAAUCUGUCACUGUCGGUGUCAACAUUGGGCGGUUUAAAGGCCAAGAGGCUUCGCUCUGGGACUUACUCCACUCUGAGUACAUCACCCACAGCAAGCGGAGAGAGCUGGUGGCAGCCUACAAAGAGGGGAAUGCUGAGAUCCUUGAUGAGAUUGCAGUGGCUGCCUCCAAAAUCAUCGAAGACACCGAGCAGCAGAGCAAGAGGUUCACUUUCAAGGGCCUGCGCAAACAGGUGUCAGCCAGCGACCUCUUCCAGUCGGAGCUCAUAGACAAGGAAACUCUGGACGAACUGAGAGAGGGGAAGAAAACUGUCCAGGAAGUCACCAAGAUGGAUUCAGUCAGCCGAUACCUUGAGGGCUGCAACUUCAUCGCUGGAGUCCUUCUACAGCCAAGCCAGGAGAGGCUGAGCAUCUACCAGGCCAUGAGGCAGAGUCUCCUCCGGCCAGGGGCGGCUCUGGUGCUGCUGGAAGCCCAGGCUGCCACUGGCUUCCUCCUUGACCCAGUGAGAAACAAGAAGUUGUCAGUAGAUGAAGCGCUGGCAGGCGGGCUGAUUGGAAGAGAGAUUUACGAGAAGCUGCUGAGUGCAGAAAAAGCUGUGACAGGAUACACACACCCCUACACAAAAGAACAGAUCUCCCUCUUUGAGGCCAUGAACGAAGGGCUCAUUGUGAAAAGCCAUGGCAUUCGUCUCCUUGAGGCCCAGAUAGCCACGGGGGGCAUCAUUGACCCUGUUCACAGCCACCGCAUCCCCGUAGAAGUAGCUUACAAACGAGGUUACUUUGAUGAAAAACUGAACCAGGUCCUUUUGGACCCCACAGAUGAUACCAAAGGCUUUUUUGACCCCAACACCCACGAGAAUCUCACCUACUUGCAGCUUCUAGAACGAUGCACCCAAGAUCCAGAGACUGGACUGUACAUGCUACAAAUAGUCAGAAGGGGUGGAAGGUACUUUUACAUCAACGAGGCAACCAAAAAGUUCCUGCAAGCACAACCGAUGCAGAUGCACAUUGGCAGGUACAAAGGCCAAACCGUCUCCAUGUGGGACCUCCUUUGCUCCCCAUACAUCCAAGAGCAGAGAAGGAAAGAGCUGGUGCGCCAGUACAAGUUUGAGGGUCUGACCCUGGAACAACUCAGCAAAGCCAUCACUGCUAUCAUCGAGGAAACGGAGCAGAAGAUGCAGGCCCUCAAGGUGAAGGGACCAAGGGGGGACGUCUCAGCGGCAGAGCUAUUCAACUCCGAGAUCAUUGAUAAGAAGACCCUGGAUGGGCUUCACCAGGGGCCUGGUGCCCUUCAGCAACUUGCCCAGAAGGACUCCGUGAAGCGAUACCUGGAGGGAACAGGCUGCAUCGCCGGAGUCUUAGAAGCCAAAGGGCAGAAGAUGACCAUCUAUGAAGCCAUGAAGAAAGGGGUCCUGUCCCCAGAGCAUGGUCUGAUGUUGCUGGAAGCACAGGCUGCCACCGGAUUCAUCAUCGACCCAUUGAAGAAGAAAACAUUCUCCGUUGACCAAGCGAUCUCUGUGAGGCUUGUGGGUGAAGACCUUCGAGAGAAACUUCUUUCUGCAGAGAAAGCCGUUACUGGCUACACUGACCCUUCCACAGGGAACAAAAUAUCUCUCUUCCAAGCCAUGAAAAAAAGCAUCGUAGAAAAAGAACUUGCUCUCAGGCUUCUGGAGGCCCAGAUUGCCACCGGUGGCAUCAUUGACCCUGUGCAUGGCCACCGCAUCCCUGUGGAGGUGGCUUACAAACGGGAGUGUUUGGAUGAGGGCACUUACCUCCGGCUUUCUGAUCCAAAAUAUGCUACCAAAGGAUUUGUGGAUCCGAACACCCAGGAAAGGAUUACCUACGCCCAACUAUUGCACAGGUGCACCAAAGAGACAGGGAUGUACUUCCUACAGCUGCUGAGCAAGAGGGACUAUUUCUAUGUAGAUGAAAUAACAAAAAAUAUAUUUUCAUCCACCAAAGUAAAUGUAACACUUGGGAAAUUCAGGGGCCAGAUUGUGUCUCUGUGGGACCUUCUUACUUCAAGCUACUUCACUGAAGAGAAGAGGAACGAGCUGAUUAAAAAAUACAAACUGGAAUCUUCUGCUGUUCUGCAGCACAUCACGGAUGAAAUUCUGAACAUAAUAAAAGAAAAAGAAGAAAAUAGAAGAGACAUAUGGUUCCAAGGGCUACGGAAACAAGUCACAGCUUCGGAACUACUGAAAGCAGAAAUAAUAGGUAAAGAGACGCUGAAGAGCCUGGAGGAAGGAAAGCAGACAGCAAAAGACGUGGCAAAGAUCGACUCAGUGAAACGCUACCUGGAAGGCACCAGCUGCAUUGCCGGAGUGCUUGUGCCGUCCAAGACGGAUCCUUCCAAGACCGAGAAGAUGAGCAUCUACCAGGCCAUGUGGAAGAAUGUCUUGAGGCCAGGAACUGCUCUGGUGCUGCUGGAAGCACAAGCUGCCACUGGGUUCAUCAUUGACCCCCUGAAGAAUGAGAGACUGUCUGUCGAUGAGGCCAUCUCUGCCAGACUGGUGGGUGGAGAAAUUCACAACAAGCUCCUUUGUGCUGAGAAAGCUGUCACUGGAUAUACUGAUCCAAACACAGGGAAAAAUAUAUCUCUUUUCCAGGCCAUGAAGAAAGAUCUGAUCAUCAAAGAGCACGGCAUCCGCCUGCUAGAAGCCCAGAUUGCUACGGGGGGCAUAAUUGACCCAGUCAACAGCCAUCGUGUCCCUGUUGAGGUGGCCUACAAACGGGGCUAUUUUGAUGAGAAAAUGAACCAAAUUCUCUCAGACCCCACGGAUGACACCAAGGGCUUCUUCGACCCCAACACCCACGAGAACCUCACGUAUAUGCAGUUGCUUAAGAGAUGUGUUCAUGACACAGAAACGGGACUAAUGAUGCUUCAAAUACAGGAUAAGACCUCAAUUGCCUUCAGUUUGGAUGAAAAUAUAAAGAAGACUUUGAGGUCUACGACAACAAGAGUAAAUGCGGGUGAUUUCCAAGGACAAGUGGUUUCCCUUUGGGAUCUCCUCUUCUCUAAAUACAUUACAGAAAAUAAAAGCCAAGAGCUCAUAAGACUGUACAAAUCUGGAAAAACAACAAUUGAGGAAAUGAUUGCUACGCUGAUAUCAACAAUCAAAGAGAAAGAGGAGCAGAGCAUCAAUCAACAGAGAAAACUAGAACAUGAAACCGUCCACCUGUCCUUUGAAGAGAACUGGCAGAAGACCUUGAAGUCCACGACCCUCCAAAUGCCUGCUGGGCCGCAAAGAGGCCAGACGGUCACUGUGUGGGACCUGCUCUUCUCCCACUAUAUCACAGAAGAAAAGAGGGCAGAGUUCUUGGACUUGUACAAGAGGGGGAUGAUAUCAGUGGACCGGUUGAUCCAUGUCCUCACCACCCUGGUCACCAAAAAGGAAGCCACAAGUAGGAAAUUGGACAUUAAAGUGAGAAGCCCCAGCAACGAUGACCCUGAACGGGAGGAGGAGGAGAAGGAUGAUGAUGAUGAUGAUGAUGAAGAGGAGAUGGACGCGCCAGUACUGGGAGAAAAGGAAGUGGCUCUGAAAUCCCGGAAGGUUAAAGUCACCGCAAGCGCGUUCCAUGGAAGGGAGGUUUCCGUGUGGGACGUGCUCCACUCCAAAUACAUCCCUGAGGAGAAGCGGAAGGAGCUGCUUCAAUGCUAUAAAUCCGGCAUCCUCACCAUUGACCAAAUGGAAACUGUAGUCACCGCCAUCGUCAACAAAACAGAGGAGGAGAAAACAAAGGAAGCAUCCCACUCGCCCUCGGGAAGCUGGGAAGAGCCCUUGCGGAAUCACACUGUGGUCCUGCAUGUGGGUGAGUUCCAGGGGCAAGAAGUCUCCCUGUGGGACCUCCUCUUCUCUCAAUACGUUCCAGAAGCCCAGAGAGAGGAGCUCUUCACAAAGUACCGGUCGGGAAUCCUCAGCAUUCAGGAAAUGAUCGUCACGCUGGCCCCUCUUCUCACAGAGACAGGAGGAAGCCACGGAGGAGAUGGAGAAGCUCCCCGCAGUCCCAGCAGGGAAAUAUCCUCUCGCGAGGAAGAACUAGAAAGUGCCUUGCGGCAGGUGACCGUGGAGGUGCCCUCGGGCGAGUUCCAAGGCCACAGGCAGUCUGCAUGGGACCUUCUCUUCUCCAAAUACGUGACCGCAGACAAACGGCAGGAACUCCUGGAGAAGUACCGAGCAGGAUCCUUGACCAGCGAGGAGCUCGUCCGAAGAAUCACCAUCCUCAUUGAGGAGAUGGAGGAAAAGAGCAACAAGCUGAAAUUCUCCGGGCUCAGGAGGCAGGUGACAGCCUCGGAGCUCUUCAACUCGGAAAUCAUUGACAAGGAAACACUCUCUGAACUCACACACGGAACCAAAACUGUGGAAGAGGUCACGGAAAGAGAUUCGGUGAAGCGCUACCUGGAGGGCACCAGCUGCAUUGCCGGAGUUCUCGUGCCGUCCCGCUCAGACCCUUCCAAGACAGAGAAGAUGACCAUCUACCAGGCCAUGUGGAAAGGCUUCUUGAGGCCGGGCACCGCCCUGGUGCUGCUGGAGGCCCAGGCCGCCACGGGGUUCAUCACGGACCCUCUGAAGAACGAGAAGCUCUCUGUGGAUGAAGCUGUCUCUGCCGAGCUGGUGGGGGCCGAGCUGAAGGAGAAGCUUCUCUCUGCAGAGAGAGCCGUGACCGGAUACAACGACCCCUACACGGGGAACAAGAUCUCCCUUUUCCAGGCCAUGAAGAAAGGCCUCAUCGUCAAAGAUCACGGCAUCCGCCUGCUGGAGGCUCAGAUCGCCACUGGCGGCAUCAUCGACCCAGUGCAAAGUCAUCGCCUGCCCGUCAACGUAGCAUACAAGCGGGGCUUCUUUGACGAGGAAAUGAACCGCGUCCUCUCAGAUCCCUCCGAUGACACCAAGGGCUUCUUUGACCCCAACACCCACGAGAACCUCACCUACUUGCAGCUCCGGCACAGGUGUCUCCCGAUCCUGAGACCGGUCUGUUGAUGCUGCAAGUGUUGGACAAGGGCUCCUUUUCCUUCUAUCUGAACGACAGCACGAGAAAGGCCCUGCAGUCUGCCAAGACCAGGGUUGGCGUGGGCCUCUUCGUGGGCCAAGACGUCUCCGCCUGGGACCUCCUCUUCUCCAGAUACAUCUCUCCGCAUAAGAGGAUGGAGCUGCUGAAGCAGUACAAAGCUGGCACCCUAACCCUUGAGGAGAUCACCCACAUCCUCGUUACCACCGUUACCGAGACAGAGGAAAGGAACGCCAAGCCGAUGGGCCAUGAACACGCUCCACGUACACCUCAAGCAACAUCACCAAAGCGAGACACUGCUCAGCCAUCCUUCGAAGAGAACUGGCAGAAGACCUUGAAGUCCACGACCCUCCAAAUGCCUGCUGGGCCACAAAGAGGCCAGACGGUCACUGUGUGGGACCUGCUCUUCUCCAACUAUAUCACAGAAGAAAAGAGGGCAGAGUUCUUGGACUUGUACAAGAGAGGGAUGAUAUCAAUGGACCGGUUGAUCCAUGUCCUCACCACCCUGGUCACCAAAAAGGAAGCCACAAGUAGGAAAUUGGACAUUAAAGUGAGAAGCCCCAGCAACGAUGACCCUGAACGGGAGGAGGAGGAGAAGGAUGAUGAUGAUGAUGAUGAUGAAGAGGAGAUGGACGCGCCAGUACUGGGAGAAAAGGAAGAGGCUCUGAAAUCCCGGAAGGUUAAAGUCACCGCAAGCGCGUUCCAUGGAAGGGAGGUUUCCGUGUGGGACGUGCUCCACUCCAAAUACAUCCCUGAGGAGAAGCGGAAGGAGCUGCUUCAAUGCUAUAAAUCCGGCAUCCUCACCAUUGACCAAAUGGAAACUGUAGUCACCGCCAUCGUCAACAAAACAGAGGAGGAGAAAACAAAGGAAGCAUCCCACUCGCCCUCGGGAAGCUGGGAAGAGCCCUUGCGGAAUCACACUGUGGUCCUGCAUGUGGGUGAGUUCCAGGGGCAAGAAGUCUCCCUGUGGGACCUCCUCUUCUCUCAAUACGUUCCAGAAGCCCAGAGAGAGGAGCUCUUCACAAAGUACCGGUCGGGAAUCCUCAGCAUUCAGGAAAUGAUCGUCACGCUGGCCCCUCUUCUCACAGAGACAGGAGGAAGCCACGGAGAAGAUGGAGAAGCUCCCCGCAGUCCCAGCAGGGAAAUAUCCUCUCGCAAGGAAGAACUAGAAAGUGCCUUGCGGCAGGUGACCGUGGAGGUGCCCUCGGGCGAGUUCCAAGGCCACAGGCAGUCCGCAUGGGACCUUCUCUUCUCCAAAUACGUGACCGCAGACAAACGGCAGGAACUCCUGGAGAAGUACCGAGCAGGAUCCUUGACCAGCGAGGAGCUCGUCCGAAGAAUCACCAUCCUCAUUGAGGAGAUGGAGGAAAAGAGCAACAAGCUGAAAUUCUCCGGGCUCAGGAGGCAGGUGACAGCCUCGGAGCUCUUCAACUCGGAAAUCAUUGACAAGGAAACACUCUCUGAACUCACGCACGGAACCAAAACUGUGGAAGAGGUCACGGAAAGAGAUUCGGUGAAGCGCUACCUGGAGGGCACCAGCUGCAUUGCCGGAGUUCUCGUGCCGUCCCGCUCAGACCCUUCCAAGACAGAGAAGAUGACCAUCUACCAGGCCAUGUGGAAAGGCUUCUUGAGGCCGGGCACCGCCCUGGUGCUGCUGGAGGCCCAGGCCGCCACCGGGUUCAUCACGGACCCUCUGAAGAACGAGAAGCUCUCUGUGGAUGAAGCUGUCUCUGCUGAGCUGGUGGGCGCCGAGCUGAAGGAGAAGCUUCUCUCUGCAGAGAGGCCGUGA
This is a messenger RNA of Podarcis lilfordi (Lilford's wall lizard), 26188 nucleotides long. Lineage: Eukaryota; Metazoa; Chordata; Lepidosauria; Squamata; Lacertidae. The record is from the annotation of a GenBank genome assembly.